AUGGCAUUGAGUGGAAACUGUAGGACUAACCCUACGUCAAAAGAACAAGGAUCAAUUCAGAAUAGUUUCCCAGAUGUUGUAGAAUUAAAUGUCGGGGGACAGGUGUAUUACACGCGUCAUGCAACGUUAGUAAGCACCCCAAAUUCCUUGCUGGGCAAAAUAUUCUCACCUAAGAAGGAUGCCACUAAUGAUUUGGCGCGGGACCCUAAGGGACGCUAUUUUAUCGACAGAGAUGGAUUUCUAUUUCGAUAUGUGUUGGACUACCUCAGAGACAAACAAGUUGUACUGCCCGACCAUUUUCCAGAGAAGGGGAGGCUCAGGAAAGAGGCGGAGUACUUCCAGUUGCCAGACUUGGUCAAACUAUUGACGCCGGAUGAUUUAAAACACAGCCCAGACGAAUACUUCCACAGUGAUUUUGAAGAUGGUUCUCAAGGCAGCGACCACAAGAUGUGUCCGCCGUCGUCACUCGUUCCGGCAGACAGAAAAAGUGGAUUUAUUACGGUUGGGUACAGGGGCUCUUGUACAAUAGGCAGAGAGAGUCAAACCGACUCCAAAUUCAGAAGGGUCCCGCGGAUUUUGAUUUGUGGGAGGGUUGCGUUAGCCAAGGAAGUCUUUGGGGAGACCUUGAACGAGAGUCGAGAUCCGGACAGGACACCGGAUCGAUAUACUUCCAGGUUUUACCUGAAGUUCAAACACCUUGAGAGAUCAUUUGACAUGCUGUCCGAGUGUGGUUUCCAGAUGGUUGCCUGUAACUCUUCAGUCACAGCGUCAUCCGUGAAUCAACACACAGAAGACAAGAUCUGGUCAAGUUACACUGAAUACAUCUUCUAUCGUAAGUGGCUUUCGUUUUUACCAGCGGCAGCAAUGGUGAACGGAGGUAGGUCAGUGUCAUUCGUAGUUAGAUGGUCCAGUCUCUGCCUAGUCCCCAGCAGCUCUCUGAACGAGUCUGGCAGUGCAGCUCGGAACCCCUCCACCACCUACUGCAGCAGCCUGGUUGACUUUAUGGAGGAAGCCUCCACCAUGUCGCUGCCAUAUUUCCACCCAGACUCUUCUUGCAGGUCACCCAACUUAGGAAACCCCACUCUCAUAAGCCUGGCCCGCAAGCUGACAGAGGUCUGGAUGAGUGGAUUGUGA
Messenger RNA from Oncorhynchus tshawytscha (Chinook salmon), 1134 nucleotides. It is a transcript of the gene kctd16b, whose product is annotated as potassium channel tetramerization domain containing 16b. Bases 1 to 1134 code for a protein of 377 amino acids. Gene Ontology annotation, molecular function: protein binding. Gene Ontology annotation, biological process: protein homooligomerization; regulation of G protein-coupled receptor signaling pathway. The record is from RefSeq and is a predicted model, not a curated record. The transcript has 2 exons. Lineage: Eukaryota; Metazoa; Chordata; Actinopteri; Salmoniformes; Salmonidae. Gene Ontology annotation, cellular component: postsynaptic membrane; presynaptic membrane.